Molecule: messenger RNA, 2013 nt
Organism: Naegleria fowleri
Lineage: Eukaryota; Heterolobosea; Eutetramitea; Acrasida; Naegleriidae
Exons: 1
Coding region: 1-2013 (670 amino acids)
Source: RefSeq, a predicted model, not a curated record
AUGCGCAAAUCGAAUCUCUUCGUGGCCUGCUUGUACAACAACAGCACAUUCAAGAACAGAAACCCCUUUGUUGUUUAUCCCUUCAUCGCCACCACCAUCAGAAGUUUUUCAACAACAAUCCAUGAUUUGAAUCAACCGAAUACCGUUCCCUAUUUUCCAUACGGAGAGUCAAAUUUUGAGUCCAUCAGAAGAAACAAACAAUUCUAUGUUGACAAGACUCAUCUCAUUCCUUUAUUGGACAAAAGUAGCAAGCAAUUGUUUUUUGUCCGUCCUCCGAGAUGGGGAAAGUCAUUGUUGUUGUCCAUGUUGCAGUCAUACUAUGACAUCAACAAGAAAGAACAAUUUAAUGAGUUGUUUGAUGGUUUGUGGAUUGGCGACCCUAAGAAUCAAACUUCAUUGAAGAAUGAAUAUUAUAUACUAAACCUUGAUUUUUCUGUCGAAGUUGAUGGAUCUCCAGAGAACAUCAAACAAGCGUUACACGAAUCUAUCAACGCAGACAUUGCAAGGUUUUUAACGAUCUAUAACCUAGAAGACGACAUACCAAAAAUCAUUUCACCUGACGCUCUCAUUUCGUUCGAAAAUUUGGUGACUACCAUGAUAAAACACAAGAGCAAGUUGAUGGUUCUCAUUGAUGAAUAUGACAGAUUUGCAAACAAAUUGAUGUUUGAAAGCCCCGAAAAAUACAAACAUAUUGUAGAAGGAAAACGUGGGGAAGCAACUUCUUCGCUCAUUCGCUCGUUCUUUGAACGUCUCAAAAAGACUUCGCGUGCUGGCUUGACAGACUUUCGAAGUUUGAUUGUUGGUAUCACUCCAAUUGCUAUUGCUGAUGCUUCUGGUUACAAUGUUGCUAGCAACAUUUCCCAGUCCGAAGAGUUUGGUGAUUUGGUUGGAUUUACUGAAAAUGAUUUGAGAACGGCCUUGAACAACAUUGGUAUUGUUGAAAAUCACCAAAAUAAUGCAAUUUCAAUCAUGAAAAAGUUUUACAAUGGUUAUCAUUUUCCAGGAUCAACUCAAUCUCUUUUCAAUCCCACUCUUUCAAUGCAUUUUCUACAAAAGUUAAUGAGUAAGAGUAGAUUCAAAUCUGCUGUUAUAGGAGGCAAAGACAUUGGUCUCGAAGAUAUGAUAGAUCCCAACACGGACAUCAGCGAAAAUGUGUUUGCGACUCUCGCUACAACUCCUGCUUCUGCUUCCAUUGUUCAUCAAUUAACAGCAACAAACACCGUUCAACUCAAUGCUGCCAUCGUCAGUUCAUUCAAACUUCGCGAUAUCAUUGACCCUCCAACAAACGAAGAGAAUUCAAAACAAAUAUGGGAUCAUACAUUGUCAUUCAUGUAUUAUCAUGGCAUGUUAACUUUUCCAAAAGGGCUGGACAGUAGCACAUUAAUCAUUCCAAAUGAGAUCGCAAAACUCCAAUAUUUGGAACAGCUAAAGCGAAUAAUUUCUUUGAACGAAAGCAUCAUUGAAAAAUUUAUCAAUCAUCCAACUGAAGACAAUUUGAAGAGCUUACUAUGGACAAUUCUGAAGCAACAAGAAACAAUUUAUGACAACAGCAUGUCAGAAGGUGGUUUACAAGGAAGUAUUGAGGCAGCGUUGAGAGCUCAAAAAUUGAAGUUAUUUGAUUUAACUGCAGAAAAGGAAUACAAAGUGUUCAAAAACGGAAAAGAAUAUAGUUAUAGAUCAGAUCUUGUAAUCAAAACAGCCAACGACGUGUUUAUUAUUGAAUUUAAACGUGUUAGACCAAAUGCGUUAGAAGAAUAUUCUCGAUUGAAUUUCUUUCCUAGCACGUACAAGACUGUAUUUAAGAAAUUAUUACAAGUCGACGAAAUAUCUUUGCUCUCCAUGAAGGUUAAAUGGAAUACCGAGCCGACAACUGUAGAAAACAUUCUAAAUAAGGCUGCUAUUCAAGUUAAAGAGUAUGCACAGCACGAAUCAAAUAUCAGCAAAGGGAAAACUAUUCACGCGUUUGUUGUGGUACAAGUAGCUUGGCCUCUUAUCAUACGAAAAGUUAAUUAA